AUGGCUUUUCGUCUGCCAGACCAGACACCACAGAGACAACGUCCUUUCCCCAAGACUAGCCGUUCUUCUACCACCACACCACCGAAUGUACCUCAGUCCAGCGUCAAGGCAGAGGAGGAAGACUCGCAGGAAUGGGUGCUCUUCUCUCCCGUCGAGGCACAAUCUACCGUUACUCACAGCCAUACCACCUCUACGGAACGAACACCUCGCACAGCCGGCCUGUCGCGGCUGAGUGAUUUUGGGUCUCUAGAUACCGCCGCUCAAUCAUCAGGACCACUUCAAAGUGAGAGAAGUGAUGUAGAAGCAGAUCAAGAGCGGCCGCAGGAAGGUGUGCAGGAUGAUGACGUCACAGAGCUGGAUAGCCUGGACGAUGGACUUCACGCCUUUCGUGAACCACAGCUAGAUCAAAGUGGUGGUCCGGCCCUAUUACCUACUCAUGAUGGGCUGGGGACGUUUGAGCCGUCUGGGUUGAACGUUCAAGAACGGUUAUGGCAACAUGAACAGUUUAAUCCUAGGAGAGUUGGAGAAACGAGGCAGAGGAGCAGGUCGAGCGUGCAGAGACAUCUUGAUAACGUCAACGAGGCCCAGGGUCUAGGAAUGGAACAGGAACGGUGGCAGAGAAUCGAACAGUGGCGCAUGGAACAGAGUAGAGUUCUGUUGCAGGAGAUUGAGAAGGAGACCAGACGACGCAAGCAAAGGAAACGAAGGUCAAAGGCCAAGGGGCCUGGCACUUUACAACAUCCACAGCCUACAACAUCAAAUGAUACUAUGGAGAGUUCGUCGAAAGCGGACUCGCCUUUUACAGAUAAUGAAGCGGAGCUUAAUGCUACGUUAGACACGGCCCCCAAUGAUGAUACAGACUCAGAUGAAUCUUUCUGGCAACGAAUCACUCGUAGAGUGAUCAAUGGCCUUAUUGGGAUCGAUGACUCCCUUCUCGCCGUCAUAUUUGGAGAGGCUCUUGUAUCAGAUACCAAAGAACAGGAUGAGAACGCUUCAUCUCAAACCCAGAUGGACGGGUCGUUGGUUAACAACAAAUACAAACGAUUUACCACGUUUGAGUCUGAUGACUCAGAGAAUGUGGAUGAAGCUAUGAGAAAUGUCAUGAGCUCGUCCACGAGGGCUGAUUGGUGGCAGGAACGCCUGCUCGAACGCAUUGCACGGGAAUUAGGCAUCCUCGUCCAUCAGAUAUACGAGCAUCCCCGCGCAUUUACUGCUUACAUGCGGACUAAUAUCGAUCCAUCUGCAGAGUAUGCUGGUAUACCCAUCUCUCAACCCACGACGACGCCCAAUGUGUCAGCCACCGCCUCGCGGCGCCCUUCAUAUAUCAGCCACGAAAAUGGAACAUCUAUACUCUCGCCCACUUUCAUCCCAACAUUGCAAGACACCGCUGCGUCCAAGCACGCUGCUCUCUGGGGCAUCGAAGAAGAUGCACCCCAUUCGUUUAACGGGGCCCAAAAAGGGACAGGGACCAUCAACGAUCUAUCAGAGUCUGAACGCCGCGAACGAGAUCGUGAAUAUUGGGAACGAGAACUAAACAUUAAAAUGGUUUUCCGGUACCUACGCAGCCGCUUCGCUGCGUCAGCAACUGGAAAUACCAGCAUAAACAACACUAACACUGACCCAACCUCUCCGCAACAUAAAACCCAACGACAGCGACAACAUGAUCCCAUCCGCGCUGCAAUCAUCCGCCAGCAUCACCCCUUAGUCGCCCGCGCAGAAGCAAACUCUCGCUUCCAUCAUCAUCAGUCCCCACGUAUCUACCGACAUCACAGCCAUAUGCGUGGCGCUGCUAGCUCAAGCUGUGCAAGCCAAAGUCAGAGUACGCGCAAGUCUGUGUCAACUAAACGUACCAUCGCGGGUGGCAGUGGUUCUAGUAGGCAUUACUGGGAUAUCGGAGGUAGUGCUGGAAGUAGCAGUGCGCCAUUAGCUGUGGGCGGCGGCAUGGGCAGCUGGGGUGAUGUUUAG
Messenger RNA from Arthroderma uncinatum, 1965 nucleotides. RefSeq lists its product as uncharacterized. Bases 1 to 1965 code for a protein of 654 amino acids. Lineage: Eukaryota; Fungi; Ascomycota; Eurotiomycetes; Onygenales; Arthrodermataceae. The record is from RefSeq and is a predicted model, not a curated record. The transcript has a single exon.